Paramecium pentaurelia is the source of this 441-nucleotide messenger RNA. The record is from the annotation of a GenBank genome assembly. Lineage: Eukaryota; Ciliophora; Oligohymenophorea; Peniculida; Parameciidae.
AAUGAACGCCAAAGGUGCAGGAUUAACAUAUGUUAGUGAAUACAAAUCUGAUGAAUUCAGAACAUUCAGAGGUGGUUUGAGACAUUUACCUGAGAGAGCAGAGUAUAUGGCACAUAAUAGCAAGAACAAUUUGUCUAAUUAUCAUGACAAAUUUAAUUAUGAGAGAGUAAAAUAAUAUAUUUAAAUUAUUAGGGGUUCAUUUAACACUCAAGAUCAUUAUCUAAUCAACACCACAAUUUCCAUUAUAUGUUUGGAGGACCUAAAGAAUACUUAUUCAAAAGACUUUUCUAUGGUGCAUGGUAUAGAAAGAAUAUUAGAAAUUUCUGGUUCCCUGCUGUGUUUAGUUAUGGACGUAAGCAUUUUACUAUGAAAUAGUUGGUUGUUUCUGCAUGAGAUUAUAUGAUAAUGCAGCCCAUGAUUUCUUUUAUUUCACCGAUUGAG